Molecule: messenger RNA, 1182 nt
Organism: Paramecium tetraurelia
Lineage: Eukaryota; Ciliophora; Oligohymenophorea; Peniculida; Parameciidae
Exons: 3
Source: RefSeq, a predicted model, not a curated record
AUGUUAUCAUAGAAGGAAUAUUAAAGAUUUACUCAAACUCAGCUAUCUGAAGAUCAAUAAAAUUUAGAUACUAGUGCGUAUUUUGAAUCACCAUUAUGCAGCAAUAAUCGAUAGAAGAGGUUCACUUUUACUAUUGAAAACUCUGUUUUGAAGUCUUAAAUUGACAAUCAACCAAAAUCUUAAUCCUAAAAUAAAUAUUCUCUACCUACCCACGGGAACAUCUAACUUCCCUUAAAAAAAUCUUACAUACUCCAAGGAGCACUCUCAAAUCGAAUACUUAGAAUGAAAUAAAAAAAUAAACUAUAAAAGAGUCAAAGCCAAAUUUAAGCCAUGUAGUUUCCGAAGUUUAAUAAUAAGAUUCGAAGACGAAGUGGUUGUGAACUCCUUAGUGACAAAUAAGUUAGACUAGCCACUCUGUAUCCAAUUACUUAUAUUGCCUUUCAUUAAUAAUAGAAGGAAACUAAAAGAAAUGAAAUGAGAAAGAAAACUAUCUUUAAAAGAAUGUCAAGUAUUUUAAUCAAACAUUCAAAUAAUUUAAAAUCUCAAUCUAAUUUAGGAAUUUCUUAAUAGAAAAUUAUGGAUGAGAUUCAUACCAAAUUGGAUGAGAAAUCAUCCCAUAUUAUUCUUAAUUAAUUUUAAAAAUAAAUUGGAUGCUUAAAAGAAUCUUAGGACUUGUUAGAAAAUAUGGAGAAUUCUGAAAAACUCUUGCUUUUAUAAGAAGAACUUAAAAGAUAUUCUUAAUCUUUAAAUAAUUCACCAAUUAUUAAAAGGAAUUCUAAGAAAUAAUCAAAUGAGAGAUUUUUUGAUUCUUAAAAAGUCGUCCUAGAUAUAAGUAAGAAAUAACGCAAAACCUUUACUUCUGUUCAAAAUUACAUAAGUGAACGUUCACAAUCUAAUCAAACUAAAUCUGUUGGUGUAAUCUAGAAAUAAAUUCACUUUAAAUAUCAAAAUUUGUAAAGUCUAACAGAAACAGAUACUUCUUCCCCAGUCAAAAUAAAAACCACAUAAACUGCUCGUCAUUUUACGCAUAUCAAAUCUCUAUCAAAUCUCCCGGAUAUAAAGGAAGUAUAAACUUAAAGAAUAAAUAGUAAUAGAAUCUAAAAAAUAGCUGAAAAAGUCAAAAAUGUAUACAUAUUUAGUCCUAGCAAAAAUAAAUAAUUUUUAGAUAAAAUAAAAAUGUGA